This is a messenger RNA of Ciona intestinalis (vase tunicate), 1418 nucleotides long. NCBI's taxonomy places the organism in Eukaryota, Metazoa, Chordata, Ascidiacea, Phlebobranchia, Cionidae. The record is from RefSeq and is a predicted model, not a curated record.
CGAAGUGGAAGAUUUGUUUGUUUACAAAUUAACCAGAUUUAAAGAUGUUUUUCUAGUAAUUUAACUUUAAAACUAUUUUUUGAAAAAUAUAUUGACCAAUAUAUUUACCUAGGCGUAGCUUCGUGUUUUUUUAUACAAAAUUAUUGAAAGUAAAAUUGAUCGAGAACGUUAAAAUGAACGCAAACGCUGGGUUGUUCUGUUUAUUUGCUGUUGGCCUGUUUAUUAUUUUAUGUAAUGUUAAUUAUUCUUCUGCCAACACCCCACCAACUCCAGUCAAUUGUUCUCUGGUGAAUGACUCCUGUGAAAGUUGCUUAAAGUUGAAUGUGAAAUGCAUGUGGUGCAACAAACCACGCAAAUGCAUGGAUUAUCCUGUCAAUCAUAUCUUACCAACAUCAGCAGAUUGUGGAUUAGCUGAUGCACGAUGGGGUGUAUGUGGCUUGAAUUUUGAAGCAUUGAUUAUAUCAGUAAGCGUCGUUGGCGGACUUCUUCUUAUCGCGAUAACUUUGUGUUUGUGCAAGUGUUGUAAAUGUUGCUGCUUCAAGAAAGACAGUGCUAAAUAUGAACGUGAAGCCCAGAGACUUGAUAGAGAGAGACAAGAAAGGGCCAUGCGACAAGAUGAAAGGAAAUUAGACAGACAACGUAAGAAUGACGACAUCAGGCGAAAAUACGGCUUGGGUCCUAGCAGCAGUUCGAAAUACCAACGAUUCGAAAACGAACAAUAAAAAGCUUGCUACGAAACGAUUACCAAAGACUUGAAAAUUAAUUCCAACAAUUUCCAUUCCAAUUCAUCAUCUGUGCGAAAAACCAAGUAGUUUAAACUUUAAUAUGUAACAACAUUUACUGCUUUGGUAGAUCUACUCUUAUUGCUUUUUAAUUAUCCUUAGUUAUUCAAAUAAAAUGCCAAUACACUUUAGACAUUAGUAGGUUGUGGUUCACAAUUAAAAUAAAAUGCUUUGGAAACAUUGUAAGGUAGAAUAUCGCAUUGCUUGUUAUCUUACAGUUGAUUUAAAAUAUUAAUUUGCACGCCUUCAUUAAAAUCUUUAGUUUUUCCUUAAUUAGUGAAGCAUUUUUAAAUAUAAAAACUAUGACCCGAAGAGUUAUAAGUUAAAUAUUUAAAAACAAAAACAAUAUUAAUAAUGAAACUUACCAUGUAAUAACUUAUAGUAUUAGCGUCCGUUCUUGCCUAAUAAAAACUGAUCCGACUUGAACAGAUUUUUCUGAACUUAAUCUUUUGCAACACUUUCGCAUCUUUAAACUGUUUAUAAUUUUUUUCACUAAUUGUGCAAGUUUUCAGUUCAUUAGUUGGGUACUUCCCCCAUUUAGAGCCCAAUAUCUGCUUUUUCAUCUUAUUUUAUGUGACUAUUGUUCUUGAUUUCGCAGCUUCAUGCUUGUAAAUAAAACUGAAUGUGAAAACUGUU